This is a messenger RNA of Clarias gariepinus (North African catfish), 3814 nucleotides long. It is a transcript of the gene mms22l, whose product is annotated as MMS22-like, DNA repair protein. NCBI's taxonomy places the organism in Eukaryota, Metazoa, Chordata, Actinopteri, Siluriformes, Clariidae. Gene Ontology annotation, cellular component: nuclear replication fork. The transcript has 25 exons. The record is from RefSeq and is a predicted model, not a curated record. Gene Ontology annotation, biological process: replication fork processing; double-strand break repair via homologous recombination. The coding region runs from base 55 to 3714 and encodes 1219 amino acids.
CGAGACUUCAGUGUUCGGAUGAAAGCAGUGCGUUGUCAUCGCUACUGAGGUGAAAUGGAUGACGAUUUCAGUCAGUCCCUCACUCCACCUGUCUCUCCCUUCAUGAGCGAGGAGCUCGCCGAUUCGUCCCUCGCUCGGCCGCCAUGCUUCUCCUGCGCUUUUGAAAAAGGAAGAGAAGAAGCACAAACGCUGUCAUCGGACAGCUACGUCAGCAGAGGCGUCCUAAAGAGGUUGCUGCUAAAGUUAGAUCCGGCUCCUGCAGAUUUCGAAGUCGACACCGUGGAUUUGUUCGGCUUUUCCUGGGUGUCAGAGACGGCGUUGCUGGAGUCGACUCAGCUUCUGUUUGGCUUGUUCAGGCAAAAAGUCUUUAAGUUGGAAAGUCUGGUUCAGUCUAGCUCACAUGAUUUUGGUCAAGCAAGUAGCCUUCAUUAUGAAGCAGAAGAGCUGAGACAGCAGUGCGUGCUGUUUCUCACCUACAUUAAAGUCUUUGUUCACAGGUUUGUUGAGACACCUUAUCCACUGGAGGAAGAGUUCUCCCUGGCGUUUUCUCAGCUGGAGGCACAGUUUCCCUCCGCUCUAGUGGAGCAGCUGUUCAGCGUCACGCUGCUCAUUGGGAGACUUAAAGAUGUACCGGCAAACGUCCAAAGCGCGUUUACCAUCCAUCACCAGGGAAAGCUUUUCCCUCCAUCAUGGCAUUUAUUACACCUUCAUUUGGACGUCCACUGGGCCAUACUGGAGAUCCUGCACAUUUUGGGGCAGAAAAUGACGGGUCAGGUUGUGUAUGCUCGUCAGUUUGUUGACCUAACAGGAGAAACUCUCACCAACGUCAGCCUGUUCGAAGAUCACCUCAACAACCUGCUGUGUGACCUUAUUACUCUAGCAAUGAACAAGUACAGCAAGGUGAGACCAACUGAGGCACUGACGAGCAAUCAUUAUCAUUGCCUGUGCACUAAAGAGAUUUGGUUUCUCCUCAUCCAUUUUCUGGAAAAUCGGAGCAAAACCCUGCACACACAGUCAUUUUGGGGCUAUGUGAAUGCAGUGCUCGAGUCCAUCCUGAAGGGGGCGCCAUCAGGAGUUGCAACACACUGUAAAGAUGUGCUUGGGUUUACGUGGUGGCUAAUCACACACCUCGCACAGCUUGGAAUGCGCAACCGUAAUGGAGUACUUCAAAAUGAGAAACAGGUAGAUGACAACUGGAGUUUUGUGUGUGACCUCCUGAAGUCCAGCUGUGACAUAAAGGCAGCGGUACAGGAGGAGCAGAUGCGGAUGUACGUGCACUGCUGUCUGACUCUCAGCAUGGUGUGGGGACCCAACCUCAGUGCCAUCAACACACUUUGGGAUUUUUUCAGCAAAAACCUUAAUGGAUCGUUCUCAGUACCCUGGUUAGGUGUGACUGGACUGGCCAGCAUCGGCUCAACCCCUCUGGCUCUGCUGGAUCAGGCCAAGAGCUGCUGUAGCCCCGCCCCAUUGGACUCCUCUAACCACACCCAUCUCUAUCGCUCCACCAAUUCUUUCCUUAUUUUCCUACGGAUACUCGCAAUUCACCUGAAACAGGAAAGCGGCGCCCCCUGGAGGCAGAUCAAGGGCAGAAUCUACUCCAAGUUUCAUGAGCGCCGCAUGGCCGAGCUGUCCGAGAGCGGACUACAUCAUUUCCUGCUACUCUUCCUAGUCCUGUCACUCUGCGCAGAUCUGGAGGACGCCACAGGCCGAGCCUCCGAUCUCCUGGCUCUACGAUUGCCCGCGGCGACGACGGUGAUGUCAUGGCGGGGUCGUUUAGCUCUGCUGCUCGGGUACGUAGAGCGGGGUGUGGAUGUGGGUGGAGCUGCCUCGAGGAUCUCCGCCUGUUUCAGCAGUGCUGCACGAGAGUUUUACCUUAAGACCACACCCGUCUUGAAGAGGACAGAGCUAUGGCGCUUGAUCUCCGCCUACCUGGAAGGCGUGGGCCAGGUGUGGCAGACCAGCGCCACCUUGUGUCUGUCUGAGGAAAAGCUGGUUAACGAAGGGUUCGGCCUGCUGCUACCUGCCUGUGGCGCUAAAGAGCUUGACACGGUGCUCGAUUUCUUACAGAUGGCACUGACACAGUUACGAAGGGUGCAGCAGAGUUCUCAGUGUGCGAGUGCAGAUCUUCCUCUCAGCAUGGUUAGAGAGCGCCACCUGGCGGUUGCCGUCACUCUGUGGACUCACUUCUUGCCGUUCCUGCGUACACUGAGACUCUCACAGACACCGCCAGAGGAGCUAGCACAUGCAGCUGCAGGUCUCACUCUGUUAGCACUGGAUUUGCCUAUCUCUGCCCCUCAGGAUCUUCAGCCCCGCCCACUCACGGCCAUGAUUCAAUGCUUUGGAUGGGAUGAGAUGCUUCGUCCUGUACUGGUGACACGCUACCUCAACAUGCUGCUGCAGAAUGAGGAGCUGGUGGCUAAGAUGAGUUCUGCUGCAGAGUCAGCCCAGGCUCUGUGUGUGAAGACGUGGAUUCGCUGUAUUGUACAACAGCAUCAAAACAACACCCCUGACACGCAAACCAGCAGAACAGACAGGAGUUUAGCGGAGCAGUUAGUGGAGAUGACCUCACUGAUCCUCCGGCUACCAGAAGUGGAGUCACUGCUACAGAGAGCCGGACUGAACACUAACAUUGCCGUGCAAGAUCCUAAAACUGCCCUGACUUUGUUUAUAAAGUGUGUAGGUCGUGUGUAUUGUGGGCUGCAACAGCUGUCUGAGCGCGCGUCUCUUGUGUGUAAAGCACUGGAGUACAUAGGCGACAUAAUGAAGUUCAUCAAACCCAACCUGCUGAGCAAGAGCACAGAGGGGCUGCACAUCACCUACUGGACUCUUGGUUGUGUGGUUAAGCACUGGAGCCCUCUACUGGCCACAUCUAAAGCUCAGCCCCUUCUCCUGCGCAUCAUAGAAGUUCUGCUCCUUCCUCAUUCCCUGCUGCAGGAUAAAGCCCCGCCUCCUCAGCUGAUCUCUGCUAUUCGGGACACACUGCCGCUCUAUCUGCAGGGUCUCUCUGGAGCAGUGGGCGUGUCCCAAACGCAGGUGACAUACCUCAAGCAGCAGCUGUGUAGCAUCAUCACUCAGUACCUGAGCCGCUUUCUGCCAGCCACGCCCACCGUUGGAGCAAUAGCCAAUCACCCAGUGCUGCUGGCUGGCUGCGAGGCCACACCCACUCCAAGAGGGGCUGCACUGAGAAAGACCAUACUGCAGGCGCUCAGGGAAAACUUCCUGCAGUUCAAAGGCCACGCCCCUCCUCCUCGAUUGGUAGCCGUCCUCAUGUUCCUGUUGGAGCUUCUAAGACGUAAUAACGACACUGACCCGGCCCUCCUUACUGUGCCCCUAGCACAUGUGUUGCGCUGCGUGAUGCUCGUCAAUGAGCCUCAAGUGAAGAGGCUGAGUACAGAAUGUGUGCAGCUAAUCAUCGAGAGAUGUUCCUCUGCAGCCACAGAGGAACCGUGUGAACUUAGCACAGUUCUCAGAACAUUUGUGGAGGAGAACGAGGGUGUGUAUGAGCAACAGAUGUACUGCGCCUUGGAGAUGGUAGCUGUCCUCAAUCCCAGGGCCGUGUCGCCUCUGAUUCCAGUUCUUUCGCAGAGUUUACGAAACACAGAGCACAAGAGAGGAAUCGGAAAAAACACAUCACUCAGAAACGCGUACAGGAAUCUUCUGGCACUGUUGGGAGAUGCCGGACAGGCUGAAAUUAUCAUCCUAGAAGAGGAUUAACCUGUUACCUCGUGUCCUCUGCUCUGAUUGUAAAUACUGUACAUAAUGUUUACAUUGUACAUGGUCUGAAUCUGUGGAUUUUUCAAUAAAUAUGUGUUUG